AAAGCCCGUUGGUGACUGUAUCAGUGUGAUCAAUCUUCAAGGCAAGCUGGACUGCAAGUAUGUCGUUGGGUUUUACUACAGUCCGAAGCCCCAGCGUGCCAAUCUCAAAGAGCGUUGGCCUGAGUCUAUUGAAGAGAACCUUGAGCGCUUGGAAGAUGCCGGUAUCCCUUAUGAUAGAGAAAUCCCAAAGUGCUCAAACUGUGGAGAAAUGGGUCACACUGCGCGUGGCUGCAAGGAGGAGCAUGUGGUUCAUGAACGUGUUGAAGUGAAGUGUGUCAACUGCAGCGCUGUCGGACACCGUGCCCGUGACUGCACUGAGCCUCGCCGCGAUAGAUUCGCUUGCCGUAACUGCGGAUCCUCCGAGCAUAAAGCAGCCGAAUGUCCUAACCCUCGCUCUGCAGAGGGUGUUGAGUGUAAGCGUUGCAAUGAAGGUGAUACAAUUCAGCCCAAAUUUAAACAUUCCUACAUGCUGAUAUGUACAUUCAGUCGGUCAUUUUGCGAAGGAUUGUCCACAGGCCCCUGCCCCGAGAACCUGUCGCAACUGCGGGUAAGUAUGAGUCCCACCCCCUCAAAGGCCUCACCUUUCUGUCUUUCUUCUUUUUGGCUCUGGCCUAUGACGACGAUCUAACAGAACAGAUCCGAGGAUCACAUUGCACGAGACUGUGAUAAGCCACGUGAUAUUUCAACCGUGACUUGCCGUAACUGUGAUGAAGGUUAGAAUCGACGUUCCACCUCAUCUAGGGCCCUCAAA
Molecule: messenger RNA, 751 nt
Organism: Aspergillus caelatus
Lineage: Eukaryota; Fungi; Ascomycota; Eurotiomycetes; Eurotiales; Aspergillaceae
Product: putative zinc knuckle transcription factor (CnjB)
Exons: 3
Coding region: 209-628 (139 amino acids)
Molecular function (GO): zinc ion binding; nucleic acid binding
Source: RefSeq, a predicted model, not a curated record